GACGCUGUUGCUGAACUGUUCCUCCAAACAUUCCUGCAGAAAGCGCCCCGGGCUCUUGCCCCCACGCCAGCAGAGGACAGCGCGGUCCCUCGCCGCCUUGCUCACGGAACAGGCCGCGGCUUGCUUUCGCGCCCUGAGUCAAGGGCCCCUAUUUGUGCGCAUGCCCUGGGAGAGUGGAAACCCGAUACUUCGGCUGUGAGUCAGCCCACGGGUCAGCUAUUCAAGAGGUUCCGGGAAAGUAGCGGCCGCGAGAACCCGCAAGUUGCUCCCUUCCGUGCUCCUAGGAAAGGCAGGGCUUGCUGGCCGCCUGCAGCAGUCCCAGCGCCUCUUCGCCCGGCAGCGUAGCUUCAGAGCCGUCCGUGGACCAACCAUUUCUCUGCUCCUUCCCUCCCGUUUCUGAGACAUGGACAGUCUGACCGCAGCCAACACAGCCUUUUCGCUCGGCCUUUUCAAGAAGCUAAGUGAAAAUAAUAGAACAGUGAACCUGUUUUUUUCUCCUUGGAGCAUUUCUUCUGCUCUUUCAAUGGUCUGUUUGGGUGCAAAAGGUAACACAGCAGCCCAAAUGUCAAAGGUGCUGUCUUUGACUGCAGGUGAUCAGAUUCACCAGGAGUACGAGAAACACAUGUCAGAAAUCAACAAACCUGGCACCAAGUACUUGCUUAGACUUGCCAACAGACUCUUUGGAGAAACUUCAUAUGAGUUUCUAACAGCAUUUACAAACUCCACUCAGAAAUUCUACCAUGCCGAUCUAGAGAAAGUUGACUUCAUCAGAACAGCAGAAGACUCCAGAGAACACAUAAAUUCCUGGGUAGAAAAACAAACAGAAGGUAAAAUCCAAAAUCUGCUUGCCCCGGGCAUUGUUAAUGCUCUUACAAGGCUGGUUUUGGUGAAUGCGCUCUAUUUCAAGGGAGACUGGGCAGAACAGUUCCAGAAGAAUUGUACAGCAGAGAGGCCAUUCAAAAUCAACAAGAACGAAAGCAAGCCAGUGCAGAUGAUGUUUAAGAAGGCGAAAUACAGGGUGACCUACAUAGCGGAUUACUAUACCACUAUUCUUGAGAUUCCCUAUGUUGAUAAUGAACUGAGCAUGAUCAUUCUGCUUCCUGAUCAAAUCAGAGAUGAUUCCACCGGCCUGGAGAAGCUAGAGAGAGAAAUGACUUAUGAGAAAUUCAUCGACUGGAUCAACCCAGAGAUGAUGGACCUUACUACAAUUGAGCUGUUUCUUCCUAAAUUUAAACUGGAGGAAAAAUAUGAUCUGAAGCCUGUCUUGAGCAGCAUGGGAAUGACUGAGGCUUUUGAACCAAACAAGGCCGAUUUCUCAGGAAUGUCACCCAACAAUGACUUAUUCCUGUCUGAGGUUGUCCACAAAAUCUUUCUGGAGGUAAAUGAAGAGGGAACUGUGGCGGCCGCUGCUACAGGAGCUGUUAUGAAUAUGCGGUGUGCCAUGAUUGUGCAGCAGUUCAUAGCUGACCAUCCCUUCCUCUUUCUUAUAAGGCACAAUAAAACAGGAGGCAUCCUCUUCUAUGGUAGAUUUUGUUCUCCCUAAAGGUUUUCUGUUGUCUGUGGACCAUGUAAACACACCUCACUGUGGCCUGCUGCCAAAUAUAUGAAGCUUUGCUUUCUCAUUAGAUUCUCUCACAUAUAAUCGAAUUAUGUAAUGCUGGGAGCUGUCAUUGCUACUGUUCAACUUGCAGCAGUCUCUUGGAGCUCUGUUACUAUUGGAGCAAUGGCUUUGCAUGCAAGGAUUGCUCCAAGGUAGGCCAUGGAGGCAGCGAUUGUCUUUUUUGCAAGCUCCUCAAUGGAUUUGUGUUCUGGGUGCCUUAUGCAGUUCAAGAAAAUCUUUCACAAACCAUGAGCAAAACAAAGAGGAAGCAGACUUUACUCACUGUACCCUUCAUUUUUUUAAUGUACUGUACUCAAGAGAUCAGGUCUAAUUUUUCAAGAGGCUUGGCUCAAGUUGAUAACACCUUUGUGAGUUUUUGUGUCCAGAGUGCCUUCUUCUCUCCUGGUUUGGAUGCCACCUUCUUUGGGGCAUUUUCCCCUAGUGUUGCAGUCAACUCCAAAGAGUUUCUUUCAAAGGUGAUUACACAGUAAACUUUUAUAUGUAUUCGAUAAAACAAUACAAGCAUACAUUUUUUUAUGUAUUUGAUAACAAAAUAGUUGUUUAGUUUCAGUUUCUGGUGUUGAAGUUGGCACAUAAAUCUUAUCCGAACUUAAUUACAGUAGCAAUGUAAAAAAGAAGGGGGGGAAGCUUUGUUCUGGUCCUUCCAGUACUAAAAGAUUUCAUGCUUUUGCUACUUGUCAGUUACAGCCUUCUUUGCGAAGCUGAAGAAUAUAAGUAUGAAAGGUUGGGGAUUCUAAUGUACUUGCAUAUUUGAAAAAAUAUAUAACUGCACAGAAAUAUCUAGCCUACAGUUGAGACUCAGCAUUCCACAAUAGAGAUUUACCUUGCUUAAGUGUAUGACUGGAUUUUGAUGUAAUUUGUGGAUUAAAAAUUAAACUGAAAAACUA
Messenger RNA from Varanus komodoensis (Komodo dragon), 2508 nucleotides. Its product is annotated as serpin B6-like. The transcript is spliced from 7 exons. The coding region runs from base 404 to 1543 and encodes 379 amino acids. NCBI's taxonomy places the organism in Eukaryota, Metazoa, Chordata, Lepidosauria, Squamata, Varanidae. Gene Ontology annotation, biological process: negative regulation of endopeptidase activity. Gene Ontology annotation, cellular component: cytoplasm. Gene Ontology annotation, molecular function: serine-type endopeptidase inhibitor activity. The record is from RefSeq and is a predicted model, not a curated record.